Messenger RNA from Rhinolophus ferrumequinum (greater horseshoe bat), 6037 nucleotides. It is a transcript of the gene FOXRED2, whose product is annotated as FAD dependent oxidoreductase domain containing 2. Gene Ontology annotation, molecular function: monooxygenase activity; flavin adenine dinucleotide binding. Bases 639 to 2690 code for a protein of 683 amino acids. NCBI's taxonomy places the organism in Eukaryota, Metazoa, Chordata, Mammalia, Chiroptera, Rhinolophidae. The transcript is spliced from 8 exons. The record is from RefSeq and is a predicted model, not a curated record.
AGCCAGCUGGGCCCGUCCGGUCCUGAUUCUCUGCGUGCUGCCUUUGGAGCCGCUGCGAGGUGCGAGCUCUGGGUGCAGGGGUGGGCCGGGGAGGCCGAAGCAGCGGGCGUGGGCACCACGCACGCGCUGUGCGCGCCAGCGGGAGGGCGGCCUCGCGCCCGCGUGGCAGCAGGUGUGUUCGGCAUCUCUGCCGCGUGACGGAAGAGACUUAGGCACCUGGCUGGGGGCGGAGUCCGUUCAGGCCACACCUCCUUCAGGUUCGAGGGCUGGGACUGGGCGGGGCCAAAGAGACCUGCCCCUCGAGGUCUAGACUGGGGAGGGUCCAGAAGGGUUGUUGGACUUCUUUCAAAUUAGGGAGAAAAUGGGGUAACACCCACCCUCUUACUACCAUGGCAAUAAGAAGAGGGCUGGUGCCCCUGGGAGCCGAAGCCCUGAAGGAGAUGGGGCUUGGGGGGUUCUCUGGGGGAGCUCCAGAUCCUGUCUUGAACCAAUGGAGUCGUAGCAAAUGAGCUCAGAGGUGUUUGGAUACUGGUCCUGGCUCCACCCCAAAUCUCAGCGCUCCGGCAAGCCUCUGCCUCAUUCCCCCUGGCCUCAGGCCAUUCGUGGUCGGAGGCCUCACUCAUCUGGUCUGCCGCAGGAUGGGCCUCUCUGUGGCUCGGCUGUGGGGCUCCCCGGGGCUGCUCCUAACUGUUGCCCUGUACCUGGCUCACACCCUGCACCCCGUUCAGGCCUCGACACCCCCACACCGGGACUACUGCGUCCUCGGUGCCGGGCCCGCAGGCCUGCAAAUGGCCUACUUCCUGCAGAGGGCAGGGAGGGACUACACAGUAUUCGAACGCGCCCCGGGGCCAGGCAGCUUCUUCACACGCUACCCCCGGCACCGCAAGCUCAUAAGCAUCAACAAGCGGUACACCGGAAGGGCCAACUCCGAAUUCAACCUCCGCCACGACUGGAACUCUUUGCUCAGUCACGACCCCCGGCUGCUCUUCAGACACUACUCCCCCGCCUACUUCCCCGAUGCCAGCGACAUGGUACGCUACCUAGGGGACUUCGCAGCCAGGCUGGGGCUCCACGUGCUGUACAACACAACCAUUGCCCACGUCACGCUGAACAAGGAUCGGCAGGCGUGGAAUGGCCAUUACUUCAUCCUGACCGACCAAAAGGGCCAGCCAUACCAGUGCAGCGUCCUUCUUGUUGCCACUGGUUUGUCAGUCCCCAACCUGGUCGACUUCCCUGGCUCCGAAUAUGUGGAGGGUUAUGAGUCUGUGUCCGUAGACCCCAAGGACUUUGUGGGUCAGAAUGUGCUGAUCCUGGGCCGUGGGAACUCAGCCUUUGAGACGGCAGAGAACAUCUUAGGUGUCACCAACUUUAUCCACAUGCUGAGCCGCUCCCGGGUCCGGCUCUCCUGGGCCACCCACUACGUAGGAGACCUCAGGGCCAUCAACAAUGGCCUGCUGGACACCUACCAGCUGAAGUCCCUGGACGGGUUGCUGGAAUCUGACCUGACAGAUCUGGCUAUCGUGAAGGACCGCGAGGGCAAGUUCCACAUCACCCUAAAGUUCUACUGGGAAGAAGGCAACCAGCAUGCCGAUGCCAUCACCCUCCCCCAGGAUGACAGUGACAACUUUGCCAUGCGUGUGGCCUACGACCGGGUCAUCCGCUGCCUGGGCUGGAACUUCGACUUCUCCAUUUUCAACAAGUCCCUCAAACUGUCUUCAGUGGGUGAGUUCAGCAAGAAGUACCCACUGGUCAGAGGUAGCUACGAGUCCAAAGGAAGCCGGGGUCUCUUUGUCCUGGGUACCGCCAGCCACUCUGUGGAUUACCGGAAGUCUGCUGGGGGCUUCAUCCAUGGAUUCCGAUACACAGUGCGUGCUGUUCACCGGCUGCUGGAGCACCGCCACCACGGCAUCACCUGGCCCUCCACCGAGCACCCCAUCACACAGCUGACCAGCUCCAUCCUCCGGCGUGUGAACGAGGCUUCUGGGCUCUACCAGAUGUUCAGCGUGCUGGCCGAUGUCGUCCUGGUGAAGGAGAACGCCACAGCAUUUGAGUACCUGGAGGAGUUCCCCACACAGGUGCUGGCCCAGCUGGAGACCAUCACGGGAAAACAGGCCAGGCACGGGCUCUUUGUCAUCAACAUGGAGUAUGGUAGAAAUUUCUCUGGACCUGACAAGGACGUCUUCUUCUAUGACCGGUCUGUGGGGCACACGGAAGAUGCCUGGCAGUCUAACUUCCUCCACCCUGUCAUCUACUACUACAGGCACCUCCCCACUGAGCAGGACGUGAGGUUCCGCCCUGCCGACUGGCCCCUGCCUCGGCCCACGGCCAUCCACCACAUCGUGGAAGACUUCUUGACAGACUGGACCGCCCCAGUGGGCCACAUUCUACCUCUGAGGCGCUUCCUGGAGAAUUGUUUGGACACCGAUUUACGAAGCUUCUAUGCAGAGUCCUGUUUCCUGUUUGCCCUAACCCGCCAGAAGCUGCCGCCCUUUUGCCAGCAGGGGUACCUGAGAACGCAGGGGCUGGUGGGAACCGAGAGCCUCCGGCAGCACAGAGUGGAGAGUGGGGCCCUGCAGGACCACGCUGCUGUGGACAGGCACAGAGAGGACAGCUACCACGGGCGUGUGGGUCACCCCCAGGCUCCAGGGCCUCUGGUCCAGCCCCUCCACAGCAACAAGGAGGAGUUGUGAUGGCCAGGCUCCUCCCACCCAGACCCCCAUCAGCCCUCCUCUUCUCGAAGCCCCGGGCUCCCACCGAUGUGUGAUUGCCAAAGACCACUCAGGUCAUUACAGUCCCACACCAAAGCCACGCAGGGCACGUAAGGGCUGAAGGGUCACCAUGCCGUGGGCUCCCCUCCUGUUCAGUCCAUAGGUGCCCAGGAAGUGGUGUCCAGAGGGGCAUCCUCGCCAGGUGGCAGCCACCUUUCACAGCCAGGCCCGUCUGCAAAUGAGCGCAGGCCUCAGUUCGGUCCCCAUCAAAUGACCAGCGGUUCCUUUUCCUUCUGGCUACUCUUUAGAUGGGCCCAAAUCCCGCCCAUCCUCACCUUCAUAAUGGUUUAUGGCAGGCUCUUUGAAACAAAAGCUCUGAUAUCCUCAACCAUAUAGGGUAGGUAGGACUAUUAUUACCCCUGAUGAAAAAGACACCAGCUCAGAGAGGUUAGGUGACUCCCAGGGGCCCAGCCAGGAGCCCCGUCUGGGUAGCUCUAAAGCCUAUUCCACCACACCACACUGCGUCUCCCUGCCCCCAUCUCUGUUUUCAGAAAGGGAAUGGGGGCUGGGUUGAUCGCAUAGGCCCAGGGGCUGUCAUCAGGCAGAGAUAGCCAUCUUAUCCAAGUAGCUUUCUCCCUGAGCAGCAGAGCUUGAAUCCUUUCUCCCCAAGGCCGCACUCCCUGACUUAUCUUCAAUCUCUGUUCUCUCUUUCAUCCUGCCCUCUGGCAUACUGAACAGCAGUCACAUUUUGUAGAACUGUCACCACGCUGUCUUUCAGUGGGGACUUUUUGAGGUGAUUCACCCUGCUGUUUGAACAGAGCCCACCAGAGCCCCACUCAGCUUGUGCAGACAUUUUAUAAAUGCAUCUGUAUGAUAACGAUGAUGAAUUCAGUUUCCGGUCCCCUUAGCGGUCCAGCUCUUUGUUGUCCUUCCUUCCUUACCAGGAAUCUGUUCCCUGCUUUACUCUCCCACCGUCCUAAUUCUGAGUGAGCCAUGGGAAAGCUUUUGUACAUAAAAUAAUCACGGUCAGUUUUCAAGGGCCGGAUCAUGGGUGAUUACCUCCUCACUGGUUCUUACUAGCCCUUCAUGUAGCCACUCAGAAUUCGAGGGAGUCGGGCUUUCUGCCUCCACAGCCCUCUUCUGGGAACAUUCUCUUGGCAGGUCCGCACCUGGCCCCGCUACCUGUCCCUCCAGUCAUUUGCAGAAUUGGAACAAUGAAGCUCCAGCGCCUUAGCCUGUGGGGAGGAGGUGUUUACCCCAUGACAGUACUUGGCAUAGUUUGCACUGCAGCUGAGACUUCUAAACGAAGAGUCUCUCCCUAGUCCCAGGGUGUGUGUCACCGAUCUCAUACAGAUGAUAGGUAAACCAAAAUUAGGUCCUGCAGCCCAUCCUUCCUUUUCCAAAACCUUUUAAGUAGGACUGUCUCCGUAAUAUCAAGUCCUGUUAUCCAUCUCGCCUACCCAAUUACAGAAGGGUGGCUGAGCCCCUUGUGCCAAUAAAAACUCGCGGUGCUGUAACAAAUAGUUUACUGAUGCCUCAAUAUGUGGCAUCUGCUGCUUUUCCCAUCCUCUGCCAAAUUGUUAAUUCCAUCAUGAUAUCAGCCAGCCUUAUUUGUGUUUAAUAAGGCAUGGUUCCAUUCUUGCUCAGCUGAUUAGAGAUGUCUGAGCAAUGUCUCUGGUUUUCUUGUAAUAAUUAGUUUCAAACAGAGAAAUACUUUUUUCCUAUGAAGACCAUCCUGCAUUUGCUGGGGGUCCUGUCUAGAUCUUCCCUCCGAGCAGAUCUCAUUGCUUCCAGCUGGACCAACUUCCUCUUCUAGCCAAGGCCUGACUUCAUUCAUCCCUUCUUUUUUUUAAUAUUACAAAGUUGCUGGCACAAAAUAGACAAACUGGUGAAAGACGAAGCCAGAAAUAGACCCUAUUCUAAGUAAGGAGGUGAUUUUAAAAAGAAAUGAAUAGAAAAGAUUGUGGAAAAGAUUGUGCAGGACUAUGCAAUAAAAAUAUGUUGGAAAAGAAAAUAAAUCUCAGUUCAGGCCCUAUUUCCUACUGUACUUCAAAACUAAUUUCAGAUGAAUUUUUAAAAGCCCUAUAGAAACUGGAGAAGAAGGUGGGGAUACUGUAAUAAAUGAAAGGCCUUUCCAAGCAUAGAAGUAACAGAAUAAUUCCACGGAGGGAAAGGUGUAACAUUUCCAGGUACACCCAUCUAGCCUGCACCUAAUGAAUGUGACUAUUUUAAAGAAAAUGGUAAAAAUUAAAAGGCAAUCCACCUGAUUAUGCAAACAAUCAAUAAACAUGAAAAUGUGUUUAAAAAAUUAAAAGGCAAAACAGCAUGGGCAAAAAUAAUUAUGGCAGAAUUUAACACCCAUAAAAAUAAAUAUAUAAAGAACUGAUUGAAAUAAAAGAAAAUGGAAGAAGAUUUAACUAUGGUACAUUCACCCCAUGGAAUAUUGUACAGCUCUCAAAAACUCCAAAAAGUGGUUAAAGAUUGUGUAAUACAAAUACAAGUGUAAUCAAUGAAAAAAAGCAGGAUAUGAAAUUGUAGUUGCAACUACUUUUACUUAUAAAAAUAGAAAACCACAGGGGAAACUACGGAAAGGAGUCUACGAGGCUUCUUUUUUUUUUUUUUGGUUUUCCUCUUUUGUCCAGUUUUGUGAUUAUACGCUGUAGAGAAAUAAAUACAUUUAUUUUUUAAAAAUCAUCUCUGCUUUUGGAAUUUAAAAUUGCUGAGGGUGCGUGGAGCUCGGGACCCUCCCAGAGGACAUGCUCUGUCUCCGUGGUCCAGGUGAUGUCUGCCGUGUCACCGCUUCUACCCAGUUGGGAAGAUACUACGUAUACCAAGUGUCGGGGAAGGAUAUGUGCUCAGUCUAGAGAAGUGAAUUUUAAGUGGGGUGUGCUUCUCUCCUCGGCUCUUUGGACUGACUGACCCAGUACACCAGCAGAGAUCUCUGAAGGAAGCUUGUCUCCCACGUGACAAAAAAAAAAGAUUAAAAGCCUCAUUUUGUGGUGGUUUCCUGGUUGUCAUUUCUAAUCCAUUGCAGAGCCCCAAAGUCCUUUCACCUGAAAAAACUGGGGUAUACCUAAAAUCUGCCUGGAAAUUGACUCACCAAGAAGUGUUUCUCUGCUAAGCUAAUCAUAACAUCUAAUAAUUUAUUGAGUACCUACUACGCGCCCAGGACUGUGCUGUGGUGGUUUUAAAGGUAUGUACACAAGUUCUUUGAUACUUCUCCCCCAAAGAGGUGGAGUUUAGUCCUCUCCUGUUGGGUGUGGGCUGGACUUAGUGAUUCACUUCUAGCCAAUAAAAUACUGCAGAAAUGACAGGAUAUCAUUUUUAAG